Messenger RNA from Giardia duodenalis, 1794 nucleotides. RefSeq names its product Kinase, NEK. Lineage: Eukaryota; Fornicata; Diplomonadida; Hexamitidae. The record is from RefSeq and is a predicted model, not a curated record. Gene Ontology annotation, biological process: protein phosphorylation. The transcript has a single exon. Bases 1 to 1794 code for a protein of 597 amino acids. Gene Ontology annotation, molecular function: protein kinase activity; protein binding; ATP binding.
AUGCCAGGUCAGUUUGCCGACAAGUAUCAAGAACUGGAACUCCUAGGUACAGGUAAUUUUGGAAGAGUAUAUAAAGUAGUAGAAAGGAAAGAGGGAAAGAAAUUUGCAUGUAAGGAGAUAUUCUUACCGAAGCUUCCAGAGGAUCUCGUGGAUGCCCAGAUGAGGGAAGUGGCGCUCCUGAAGACAAUUAAGCACCCCAACAUUGUGGAAGUUGUCGAUGCAUUUCACGAGGGAGACUAUUUGUAUAUACUAAUGCCUAUCUAUUCGCACGGCGACUUGGUAGCUUACCGCAAGAAGAAGACUCUUUCUGAAGCAGAUGUCCUUGUUAUUUUGAUCCAGGUGCUCCAGGCCCUUGCAUUUCUCCAUGGAGUUCGGGAAGCUACAAGCGGUAUCCCGUCGAAGAUUGUGCACCGUGACAUAAAGCCUGCAAACAUCCUUAUGGGAGAGGACGACGUGGUAGUGCUUACUGACUUUGGACUGAGUAAGAUCAUUGAUAACAUGACUGAUAUGCAGACAGUGGCAGGGUCUGUCGCAUAUAUCGCACCAGAGAUGCAUGCCAGGUCAGCAUACACGGAGGCAGUAGAUAUCUGGAGCCUCGGUGUCACCAUCUACGAACUUAUAGCCAAUGGCAAGCCUCUAAUCAAUUCAUUUUUCGGGUCACAUAUAUUGCAGGAGAUACAACAAUGGAAGAGGCCACUUGUUAUCCCUAAUGCAUCACAAGACCUUGCUAAAAUACUAAAUCUAAUGCUUACCUUCAGCCCUGAAAACAGGCCAACGGCCCUUGAGCUCCUUACAAUGCCUGCGCUUCAGCGUGUCCGUAGAUCCCUACUUGAGAAGGGCCCCAUUACCAAGACUCAUACAAAGUUACUUACAUCUUAUCUAAAGACAACCCCAGCAACGUACCUGACAGACGUAGAUGAAGAUGGCAACAACAUUGUUAUGAGGUGCAUUCUACACGGAGCAUUCCAUUUGGUUAGUGAUAUACUGAAGUGCUUUCGUGGAGAAGUAAACGCUGCAGGAAAGACAGCCCUCAUGAUUGCAGCUGAGCUUAAUGCUACAGACGUUAUAGCCCAACUGAUAAGGCCGCAGAAGGGGCAUAUUGAUGAGCGGCGUAUGAGGGAUGCACGAGGAAAAACAGCCCUUAUGCAUGCAGCAGAGAAGGGUGACGUGUGUGAAGCUUCUGUUAAGCUAUUGAAAGAUGCCGAAGCCAGGCUUACAACUCCCGAGCAAUGGACAGCUUUGAUGAUGGCAGCAGCCAACGGCUCUAUGCUAAUUGUACGUCAGCUUCAAGGUCUAGAGGCAGGCAUGACCAAUAACACUGGGCAAACCGCCUUGAUGAUUGCUGCUGCUGCGAACAGAGUAGAGGUGGUGCGCCAGCUUUUAAGAUUCGAGGUCCGUAAAAGGGACUCUGCAAGAAGAACUGCACUGAUGUAUGCUGCUAUGAAUGGACAUGAGGAAUGCGUAGGUAUACUCAGACGGUACGAAGCAAAAAUGCGGGACAAGGAGAAACUAACGGCACUAGCCCAUGCUAUUACGCGACGACACGCAGGGGCUGCUUGCCUCCUCAUUGCAGCAGAGGAAGGAAUUUUGAUCAAGAAGCGGUCUUGCUAUAGACUCGCCAUAGAGUCCAACAUGAGGGAUAUAAUAGGAUACUUCAGUAAGAGCAUGACAAACAGCAACGUUUCCGCCCAUGUUGAUCUUGAGACGAGCAGCCUGUCCAUGUCGAGUGCGUUAUCAGUUGCUAUUUCAGGUUGCGAUAUGUCGUGCUCCACUUUUGACUCUUGUAUUCCUUAG